Protopolystoma xenopodis is the source of this 354-nucleotide messenger RNA. Lineage: Eukaryota; Metazoa; Platyhelminthes; Monogenea; Polystomatidea; Polystomatidae. The record is from the annotation of a GenBank genome assembly.
AUGCUGGAGCACUAUUUGAAUCUGGUGGGAGCUGCACUGGCCAAUGCAGAAGUAUUCAAGGCCUAUAACAGAGAGAACCGACGCAACAAGGAACUGAUUGAAGCCGUCCAUGGACUGUUCGAAGAGCAGCAAUUCACUUUGGAGGCAUUUGUUCGACGCUGCCUCUACUGCUUGACCACAGUUUCACAGUGUAAACGCAGUGCUGUCAUCCUCAUGCAGUAUGCCAAAAUGCCAAUUCGAUCGAUGAUUCAAGGAGGAAGUGAUGAGGUUAGUCUGCAGUUGUGUAGACUCAGAGACAGCUAUAUUGUGAUAAAUCUGUCAACAGGUAGAGAACCUCAAUUAUGUAUAUACUAA